Messenger RNA from Anoplophora glabripennis (Asian longhorned beetle), 865 nucleotides. RefSeq names its product ATP synthase subunit s, mitochondrial. The coding region runs from base 28 to 597 and encodes 189 amino acids. NCBI's taxonomy places the organism in Eukaryota, Metazoa, Arthropoda, Insecta, Coleoptera, Cerambycidae. The transcript has a single exon. The record is from RefSeq and is a predicted model, not a curated record.
AGAAGUAACAUAAAGUGUAACUUCAACAUGUCUACAACACUUAAUGUCUUAAGAAGACAUUUACUAGGUUUUUAUCAAUCAAAACGCUCGCUGUUCCACUGGAUUAAUUUGCAAUUUAAUGUAGUGGACGAGAAUCGUAGGAAUAGCUUUGGCCCUGAUCGCAUCUGUGCAGAAUGGAUUUUAAGAAAUGGUGGUACAGUUAAAUGGGUAAAUUCAAAUGAAAUUUUAAGUGAUUACAAUGAACUGCCAAAGGAGGGAACAAUGUUGCAGUUACAAGUAAUAGAUGCAUCUAACUCGAGUAUCAUGCAUAAUGGUUUUGCUCAUUUUAAAGGAUGUAAUUAUAUAACAAAAGUUGUAUUUCACAAAUGUAAUUAUUUAGAAGAUAGAGCUUUUGAGGAAUUGCAUUAUUUAAAGAAAUCAUUACUGUUUCUUCAAAUAUCUAGUUGUCCGAAUAUUUCAGAAAAAGGUCUUAUGCAUUUGCAUGUUCUUACUAAAGUUAGAGAACUAAUAAUGUUUGAUUUGCCGUCUGUAAAAAAUAAAAAUAAUAUUGUACAUAUUCUAAAAAGUAGUUUGCCUCAAUGUUAUAUAAAAUAUUAAGAUAUUGUAUUAAAUUUUUGAAUGAACACCUCAUAUUUUUUUAAUAAGUUUGAAUGGGUUCAGCUCUUUUAUAAUGUAAGAGAAAGCUUUCAUGCCUAUAGAAAUGUAUAUUUAAAAUCUCUUGUAUAUCAUAAAUUGACAAUGUGGCAAAGUGUGGGAAGUAAUGAAUGUGAGCGUCUUUUAUAAAAAAUUAAACUGUUAAAGAUGUUUUUUUGAAUCUAUUGGUUGUUUUUAUUUACUUUAAAUAUAGUGAUUAUUAAGAACCGCA